Molecule: messenger RNA, 365 nt
Organism: Carcharodon carcharias (great white shark)
Lineage: Eukaryota; Metazoa; Chordata; Chondrichthyes; Lamniformes; Lamnidae
Product: peptidyl-prolyl cis-trans isomerase A-like
Exons: 1
Coding region: 1-315 (104 amino acids)
Biological process (GO): protein peptidyl-prolyl isomerization
Cellular component (GO): intracellular membrane-bounded organelle
Molecular function (GO): peptidyl-prolyl cis-trans isomerase activity
Source: RefSeq, a predicted model, not a curated record
AUGUACCAGGGUGGUGAUUUCACAAAGAACAAUGACACUGGUGGGAAGUCCAUCUACAGUGAAAAGUUUGUCAAUGAGAAUUUCCAACUGAAGCACCAGGGGUUUGUUACCCUCUCUAUAGCCAAUGCUGGACCAAAUACAAAUGGAUCCCAGUUCCUUAUAUGCACUGCAGAUACUACAUGGUUGGACGGAAAGCAUGUUGUAUUUUGUAAGGUUAUAGAGGGUUCCGAGAUCGUAAGGAAGAUAGAGAACUUGGGCAGUGGGAGUAGCAAAACCAGCAGUACUGUCCGCAUCAUUGAUUGUGGACAAAUGUGAAUGGAAUUAUGAUUAAAUAAAACUUGAUCACUUGUGAUUACAAAAAAAAA